Pisolithus orientalis is the source of this 906-nucleotide messenger RNA. RefSeq lists its product as uncharacterized. The coding region runs from base 152 to 664 and encodes 170 amino acids. The transcript is spliced from 2 exons. Gene Ontology annotation, molecular function: inositol hexakisphosphate kinase activity; inositol-1,4,5,6-tetrakisphosphate 3-kinase activity. Gene Ontology annotation, biological process: inositol phosphate biosynthetic process; phosphatidylinositol phosphate biosynthetic process. Lineage: Eukaryota; Fungi; Basidiomycota; Agaricomycetes; Boletales; Pisolithaceae. The record is from RefSeq and is a predicted model, not a curated record. Gene Ontology annotation, cellular component: cytoplasm; nucleus.
UCGCUACCACUACAGUAACGCCAGUGGUGAGGACGUUCGACGUCAGUCCAGCUAUUCACAAGGUGACCACGAGGAUCGAAUUCGACAGCUUCGAUUUCAGGCUUGUCAGCCUUCUUGGCUUGUUUUCUGAUUUCGAUCUCGUCCAUUGACGAUGCCAACGUCAAGAUCAUCGUCGCCUCGUGAUACCCCCCAUCGGUCGUCCACCCUUCCACCAACCGCGCCGCUUUCAUCACAGGUCGGCGGACACGCAGGAGUACAGACAACAGAGGAUGGCUCGUUACUCUUCAAGCCAGUCUUUUCUAGGGAGCUGGAGUUCGUUCGCGAUGGCUUAUCGCCAGACAUCGCCGCCACGAUAGCGGUUGCGUCGGGAUUGAAACCGUUACCACCAUGGAUCCCAAAAUUCCUAGGGCUGCUGUCGCUCGGAAACCACCUUGUUGAUAAGGUGCCCGCCAUCGGAUCACCCAACGGAACAACAACCACGAUCGUCCUCGAGAAUCUCACGUAUGGGUUCCACAUACCAUGCAUUCCCGAUGUCAAAUUGAGAACCGUACUCUAUAAUGAGGACGCUUCCCCAGCGAAAAAGGAGCGUAUGAUUCGCACUUCUGCGAACACGACCAGUCUCAGCACUGCCAUACGUCCUACGGGCUUCCAGGAAAUAUGGUAAAGCAGUCAAGCCAGAACAUCUCCCGGAUAGGACGUCUGUUCAGACUCUCAUUAGCAUACACACGACUCACUCCUGGACAAGGACCUGACCUGGGCGUGCCACUUGGUAUAGAGACGCUUAUCCGACUCAUUCGCGGGCAGCGGGGCGUUGUUCAGGCGUUGGUCGAAGAAGGCUUCCAUACUGACAGCACUAGUCGUCACACAUAGAUGCGAUACACCAUGCCGUGGUAUACGUGCCCGGCA